UGCACUUUACACUUUUCUGAACUGAAGAAAGACAACAUUCACAUCAGACAACGGGGGAGAUGGGCAUGAAACAUCUAACUUGUUAGUUUAAUUUAAGACGGUUUGUUGUAUAAGGAGAUACACUCAGAACAAACUACACAAGUGGUGGGGAUGGGGAGAAUUAUGGGGUCUCUGCUGAUUGGCUCAGCCCUCUGUAUGGGCGUGGUCAGUCUAACCCUUAGCCACACCUCCAGGGUCAGAGUUCACAAAGGGAGGAGCCUCACACUGCCCUGCAUGAACACAACACAUACAGGAGUGGUCCAGUACUGGCAGACCCCGUUCGGUCGGGUCCUGAGCAGUCUGCAUGCCAACCAGAAGGAUGUGGUUGCUAUGCAACGAGAUGGUAGCCUGCGGAUCCACAUUGCCUCUCCUCACCACAGCGGCCUGUACUACUGCGUCCUACUGGCCGGAGGACAAACUACACUCACAUCCUACCUGCUCUCCCUCAGGACUGCCAGCAGUCGACAGGACCCUGUGCUCGAACCCAGGCGGACGGUCAGGAGUGUUCUGGGUGAUCAUGGAGAUGAGAGGGAUGUUCCCGUGGUUUCUGACGGUGCGUUUGCGGCGGCGGUGACGGCAUCAGUAGUGGUGACGUUCCUGGUGGGGCUCAGCUCUGGAGCUCUGAGCAGGCCUCUACUGGACAGGUGUGUGAAUUGGGUGCGGUCGCUAGGACAGGGACGUCGUAACCAUGGUGAAACAGUCAGCGUGGCAUUCCGGAAGGAUGUGGAACAAGAGGAUGAGGAUGACUCUGCCUCGACGACAAGCGUUACCAUGGAUAAAGUCAGCCCAUCUCCACCGGCCAAACCUCAGAGAAGCUUCAGGGGCAAACGUCAUGAAGAGAACACUGCUUAUCUGGAGGGCUGCGACCAGGGGAGAGGAGAGGAAGGGAGGGAGGGGGGAGGAGAAGAGGGGAUGGAGGUUGGAGACAGCACUGAUGGAAAAGAGAGGAGCAGGAGAGAGGGGGAGGAAGGAAGAAGAGAGAGUGAGGAAGGGAGAGAGGGAGAGGAGGGGAGGACAGAAUGUAAGGAGAGGAGGAAAGAGAGCAAGGGAGAGGUUGAAGAGGGAGGAUCUAGAGGCGAUAGUAGCAGUGAUUCAGAACAAGGGUCUGUUGGGGCGAGACAGGGGGGAGAGGUGAGGCAGGGGGAGGGAGAAGAGAUGUGUUCUCCUCCCCAGCCAGCUAGACGGAGCCGUGUGAUUCGUCUGUACCAGUACGAUGAGGAGGGGCAUCGCUAUGGUCACCUGCCAAACCCCUCCCCCAUGGAAUGUACUUCCCCUGCCCCCCGGGCCAAGCAGCGCUCACUGUCCCUCACCAGGCUCAACACCAUCAUGGCUGCUGCCACCGCCAGCCCCCUUGACCCCCAGAGCCCCCCGGGCAGAGACUCAGACCCUGACGAAAGGGACACAGCCAGUCCAGCCAGCCCAUCCCAGGGCCAGGAGAAACCCGUAUUUCAACUGGAGAUGUGACAUACAAGAUCUGGGCCUGUAUUCAUAAAGCGUCUCAGAGUAGGGCUGCUGAUAAAUGAUCCAGUCCUAACCUGUCCAUAUAAUCUUAAUCAUUACGAAUUAAAAGGCGAAACUGGUUCUAGAUCAGCCCUCCUAGUCUUGAUAGAUGCAGCCCCUGAGCAGAAAGAUCAGGGUCAUGUUCAAUAGGGCAUACAGAGACACGGUACCAAAAUGGUUUGAAACAGAAAAAAUUUUGUAUUUCUUACUGGACAACUUUAACAGGUAGUGCCUCGCCAUUUCACUCCAUUGUAAAACAUUUUCUCAAUCACAAAUUCUCACACACAAAUUCCCAGAAACACUUGAGAUUUUAACUUGUCAUCAAAUCCAGCAGAUUCCAUGAUUAUUUUGUAAAAAGCAAUUGGAAAUAAAACAUUAAAAAUACAUGUUAACUUUG
Coregonus clupeaformis (lake whitefish) is the source of this 1936-nucleotide messenger RNA. RefSeq lists its product as uncharacterized. The record is from RefSeq and is a predicted model, not a curated record. Bases 151 to 1503 code for a protein of 450 amino acids. NCBI's taxonomy places the organism in Eukaryota, Metazoa, Chordata, Actinopteri, Salmoniformes, Salmonidae. The transcript is spliced from 5 exons.